AUGAAUUAAUUCCACUUAACAUAAUAGAAUUAGAUAACAAUAUAGAACCCUAAUAAUGGGACAGUCUAUUUUCUUUAUAAUAAAAGAUUCACAGACCAUAACUUAGAUAGAUAUGAAGGAGAAAUAAAAGAUACAAAAAGUAAAAUAUUAUGUGAUUGUUUAAAACAAUUUAGUGAUCAAUUUAUGAGAUGCUUAGAUGAAUUAAUUUCAAAUCCAUAAGAAAAUAUAAUAAAAUAUCAAGAUUUCUUUAUAGAUCCUUAUAAUAAAUUAUUGUAUGUGAUUUAUGAAUAUGUUGAUAAAGAAUCAUUCCUUAAUUAUUAAUUAUAGAAUUUAAAAUUAGAUGAAAAAUAAAAAUAUAAAAUUUGUAAUGAUGUUUCAAAAGGAAUAUAUUAUCUUCAUUUAAUCAGUUACAGACACAGAAAUAUAAACCCAGAAAAUAUAUGUUUUGCUGAAGGAUAGUAUAAAAUUACUCAUUUAAAUUAUGUUGUUCAUUUUGUUAUGAAAGAUAAAUUAGAUGUUGUUGGCAAUAGUUGUUAUUGGAGUUAAGAAUUACUAUUAAAUAAUGAUUAUAAUCAUACAAUAGAUAUAUUUGCCUUCGCUUGUGUAGCAUUUGAAAUCUUUACUCUAUAGAAAUUGUUCACUCCCUAAGACGAUAGAUAGAGGAUACCAGUAGGAAAAAUGCAAGAAUUUUAAAAAUUGCCUGUCAAAAUAUAAUAAUUUAUCAAUUUAGUUAUUGUAUAAGGAUAAAGAGAUUUAAAACCUUUCCUAGAAAAUUAGGCUUAACUAUUAGAAAAUUAAAAGAAAUAAGCAUCAUAGAUAGGAUAAUAAUAAUUUAGCUUUGAGAUAAAUAAGAAAUAUAAUAUAAAUAACAUGCAUAACAUAAAUAAUAAUAAUAACCCAAAUAACAUAAAUAACUUAAAUAACUAAACUAACUUAAAUACCUUAAAUAAUUAAAAUAAUAACUUAUAACCUUUUUAAAUUAAUUAAUUUCGAGACUAAAAGCGUCCAUCCACAGUACAAAAUUUUAAUUAAGCAUAAUUUGCUCAAAACAAAAUCUCUAAUUAACCAAAAUAACCAGAUGCUAUUGUAUAAUCAAGUGUACCUUAAUAGUAAGUACAAUUUUAAUCUUUAUAAAAUCAAUAACAUCAAAAUACGUUUGUACCAUUUUAAUUACAACCAUAAUAAGAUAGAUAACAAUAACCAAUCUAAAGACAAAUCACACCUCUAUCAACUACAGAUGCUAAACCUAAAAUUCCAGCUUUUCCCAAUCCAAUUAAUGAAAUUCAUUAAGUACCUUAAAUGCUUAAUCAAUAAUUUUAAUUUAAUUUGAAUUUUUCUCCUCCUAUCCUUUUGGAAACUUCAUAAAAUUUUCAUUAAAAAAAAAGUUCAUAUCCAAAUUUGAACGAUUACGACUAAAAUUAAGAUAUCUUUAAAUGCUAAAUUGAUACUUCAAAGGAAGAAAGAGAAAGAGAAUAACAAAAAAAAAAUUAAAUUUUUAAUGAAGUAUAGAAAUAUGUAAAGGUUGAAUAAUAAUAAAAACUAGCAACAGAUUGUUAUGAAUUAAAUAAAUAAAGUCAGGAUUUAAGCAUAGAAGAAAUGUUGGAAAAAAUUAUUAAGAAAAGAGUUUAAGAUAAUUUGAGUCUUACAAUUGUAUGA
Molecule: messenger RNA, 1656 nt
Organism: Paramecium pentaurelia
Lineage: Eukaryota; Ciliophora; Oligohymenophorea; Peniculida; Parameciidae
Source: the annotation of a GenBank genome assembly